Molecule: messenger RNA, 1314 nt
Organism: Emericellopsis cladophorae
Lineage: Eukaryota; Fungi; Ascomycota; Sordariomycetes; Hypocreales; Bionectriaceae
Exons: 1
Coding region: 1-1314 (437 amino acids)
Source: RefSeq, a predicted model, not a curated record
AUGUUCAAGUCAUUCGCCCUUCGCGCCUUGUUGGCAUGUUCCGGAGCCGUCGCGGCUUCAUCAGCCGUUGAUGGCGUACGUGAGAGUCUCCAUGCUCUCGCGGACACCCUGUCCUUCCAGGGCAACAUCUACAAGACCUACUCUCCUGUCCAGGACAAGGCGAUGGAAGCGUUUCGCGCGGUCGACGAAGCUUCUUCCGAGAUCUCUCCCUCCCGCCUGGAAAAUGUUAUGCAAACUCUCGAUCGUCUCCUUGCUGAGUGUCAGCUCUAUGUCACCGAAUCGUCCGACCCCAACUAUGUGCCAGGGGCCCUAGAGACAGACGAGUACCUGACAAAUAACGUCGCUGAAUGGAAGGUUGCCAUUGAGGUCAUGAGCGAGAACCUCGAGGAGCCGUAUGGCGACGUCACUGCCGGUCAACCUUUGCUGGGCCGCGAGAAAGUCACCUACGACACCGAGCCUGGCACCAUCUUCUCCGACGGGUACAACCUUCCGGACAUGGUCGUCAUCCCCACUGGAUCUUGCAUCGCCGGUGCUACCCCCGAGGAGCACGAAGAAUGGAACGUGGACGAGAACCGACGCGCCUUUGAGUACCCUCAGCGCAAGAUCAGAAUCAGCACACCCCUGGCCUUUAGCAGGACAGAGGUCACAGUCGCGCAAUUCGCCAGCUUCAUCAAGCACACGGGUUACAGGACCCGCGGCGGCGCCCGCUGGUGGGACGCCAGCGGGUUCGUCUUCAACCCGAACCUCACAUGGGAGUCGCCUGGGUUCCCACAGUCACCCGAUUACCCCGUCGUCGCGAUCACACGGUACGAAGCCCAAGCCUAUGCUCGCUGGCUGUCCGCCAUCACCGGUGCCGUGUAUCGCCUCCCCAAUGAGGAUGAAUGGGACUUUGCCGCCCGCGGCGGCACCAACACCACCUUCUUCUGGGGUGACACCCUUGACCUGGCGUCCGAGUACGCCAACACGUAUGACAACAGCUCCGCCGAGGUCAACCAUUUCCGCUGGCCCAGCAACAAGUUGUGGGAUGGGUUCCCGCACACGGCACCCGUGGCCUCGUUCAAGCCCAACGGCUAUGGCCUGUACGACAUGACGGCCAACGCGCGUGAAUUUAUGGCGGAUGACUGGCUGCCCUUUCUGUCGUCCGCGGACAGCGAUGGGUCUAUCCACAAGGGACCCGCCCCGUUCCCGACGGUUCGUGGCGGCGCGUGGAAUUACAACCCCAAAAACUUGCGCAUCAGCUACCGCAGUGCGUAUACCUCUAGUGAGGUGGCUACCAACAUGUUUGGCAUCCGCCUUGUUCGCGACCUCGAGUAA